Molecule: messenger RNA, 591 nt
Organism: Penicillium waksmanii
Lineage: Eukaryota; Fungi; Ascomycota; Eurotiomycetes; Eurotiales; Aspergillaceae
Exons: 3
Coding region: 1-591 (196 amino acids)
Molecular function (GO): protein binding
Source: RefSeq, a predicted model, not a curated record
AUGUCGUCUUCCGUCACCCCUCUCGAUUAUCCUUAUCCUUUGGAUCUCAGACAUCUUUUCCGCUGUGGUUGGCUUUCGGGCGUGACUGUGGAGUCCGCAGACCAAGAGUUCCGGGUUCACAGCCUACUCCUCUCGCUGCUCUCCGAAGUCUUUGCUGAAUCGGAUGAGGAUAAUUUUCAACUCAAGGAAGAUCACCCUCGAAUUGUCGAAGUCGUGAUGCGAUUCAUCUACCAAAUGAACUAUGAUGAUGUCGUUGAGAAAAGUGGCUUUUCGAAGGUCAAGUUCCACAUAAAGCUCUAUCUCAUCGCAACCAAAUAUUGUAUCGAGAAGUUGUGGAUCUUUGUGGAGGAUAACCUGAAAAGUAUUAUCCAAGAGGGCGUUCUGAAAGAUGGCUUCUCGGAUGCCAUUGAUGAGUAUUACAAUCGUGGAUGUGACGAUGACGGAGCUCAUCGGCACUUGUUCGUGGAAGCUUCCGACUUGAAUUUUCAAGGGCUGAAGGACAGAGAUGAUUUCCUAGAUGUGGUACAAAGGACUCCAGAUUUCGUUUUCGACCUCAUCCUUGAGUUCCGAAAGCGUCUUCCUUGGGGUUGA